Messenger RNA from Ochlerotatus camptorhynchus, 8715 nucleotides. RefSeq names its product mucin-2. Lineage: Eukaryota; Metazoa; Arthropoda; Insecta; Diptera; Culicidae. The transcript has 19 exons. The record is from RefSeq and is a predicted model, not a curated record. Bases 1941 to 5603 code for a protein of 1220 amino acids.
UUUAGACCAAUUUUCCUAGCCUACUACCACUGCGAAGCAAUACGCAUGUGUGUUGGCCAAAUUGCUUCUACACUGUAUUUUGACACUCGCUCCCGGAGGCAGGCAACCCAGCAUCCAACCUUCUCCUUGGUGAAACAUAUUCUCAUUUCAUCUCCCUGUCGGUGUCACCAUCGUUUUUGUCGUUAUUAUUAUUGAAGAGCGUGUAAAGAGAAUGUCUAUCGCUUUUGCUCUCGUCCCUGAAAUGCACAGCGACGGCCCGAGAAGUAGUGGGAUUUGUUUUUAUUUUCAAUUCGAUGGCAUUGCUGUACGUGUGCGAGAAUCCUAAUUAGAUGACAGAUUGACAGUGGAUUCAACCGGUGAUGACACAUGUGUGUACAUGUGAUCGGCAAGUGAAUCGAUGGACAAGGAAUUCAAGGAUACGGGAAUUCCACGCCUCAAUUCGUUGUGUAACAAUUUUCGUGCAAUUUUCUCUCAUUUCCUGGAAGUCGACGACCUUUGCUAGUCGCUACUAGGCAUAUAGCAUCGAACGUGGCCCAAGCGGAAGACCUCGUUGUCUACGUUGCAUGAAGAGAAGGACUCAUCCAUCAAAUUGAAAAUCGAUCAGCUGACAUUACGGAUGUUUGCUUAUUAGGGGAAGAGAGAUAGCGUGUGUAUGGUGUAUAAUAAAAGUAAGCCUUUAUAAACUAAUUAGAAGCCCAUUAUAACUGAUACUAUGAUAUUCACGAUCGGAAGAGGUGUAGAACGAAACACUAACUGAAGAGUGCAACUCAUCGUGAAAUCAUUACAUCUAAAAGCUAUUAAAUUUCGUUGGAAACGACGCGUGCAUAAUUAUCACACAUAACUCAUAAAUCAAAAUUAAAAUAGUUCGUUGUUUUUUGUUUUUCGCACGAUUUGAAAAUUGGUAGCGUGUAAGUUCAGCUGAAUGAAAUCGUCCAAAGAGAAAAACUAAAGGAGUAAAAAUUGACCUAAUAAUUCGUUUCAACUCUUCGUUCGUUGGUCGACUUCACCGUACGCAGAAGAAACUAGCCCGGAAGAUCGGUGCAGAAGAAAGCUAGUCAACUAGUAGUUGCUCCAGUGUAUCAUCGGUGUUAGUUAGUGCUGGAGCUGCUUUCGAAGAGUGUCAUCCCAAUCGAGCAGAAGAAAGCGAAGGUAUAAAUGAUUAUAAUUAUCACCAUUGAGGUGCGAAGAAUCGAGGAAGGAAAUGGUGGAAAAUAAAUAAAAUAUUAAGGAAAACAAAAAUUAAAUGUGUCAACACCGACUAAUCUCUAUUGCAGCGCGACAUUAGUGCCGGUUCAGUCAAACAGUGCGAAGAUUGAGUGAGUGUAUGCUGGUUGCGUGAUUUCAAGCGACUGAUCAUUUGGUGCAAGCGUAGGAAGAGCGUGUUUAAAAGUGUUGUUCGGCAACAGUGUUGUUAUUGUUGUUCGCUGGCGUCAUCGUCGUUGGUUUGGCGAGAGCUUUAAUGCAAGUAUCUGAAUAAGUCUGCGUAGGGGAAGAGAGCUGAUAAAACCGAUAAUCAUGUGUCUGUGACGAUUUUCCAGCCAAGUGAAACUUUAGAUAUUCCCGCGUCUUCGGAGCAAUUGUAUGUAAGUCGAAUCAGCCAGCGAGCAAAAGAGUGAAAUUAGUGUGGGUGAAGCAGUUAACUUAAGUGUGGUGAAUGGUUAACGACAUCACUGUCGCCCCGGAUUUUCAACUACACGCUGGAUUUUAGUAACGGAGUCAGUGGCCUUUCCCGGCAGAAACGUGUGAGUUUUACACCGAUAUACGCGGCAUCUAUUUUGGAAAAAUUGUUUUAUUGCGUUACUCCGACAGUGCCCGUGUAGUAGCUGCUCGUCUGCUGGCGUUUUGAAUUCAAGACGUGAAAACCGGAAGUAUCGAAUCACCAACGACAGAAACAACAUUGCAAUCACGGAACCAUAAAGUCAAUCCUCACCACCCGCGCGAUGGCAAAAGCUGAUUCAAUCCAGAAUGGAAUCAAAACAGACACAACAGACGAUGUUGAAAAAUCACUGGAGCUGCUCGACAAGGUACUGUCCGAGUUUGAGGAAGAGCAGGAGGUAAUACAUGCCCCAGUGGAACCGGAUAGUCCGUCUCAGGGCCACCAGUCCGAGGAUGAUGGUUACAUGAGCAUGAAUGGCCGGAGGGCAAAAUUCGUACCUGAUUUUCAACCAACUGACGAGGCAAAUGCACCCUUACAUCCACUUCCGGUACCACCAGAUGGCAAAUACUCACCUCCAUCGCCUGAGGAAGCAGAACGAAUUAUUUCCAAUUUACUACCAAGGAUAUCCCCAACCUCAUCACCCACCCGAAGGACCAACAGCAUCAGUAGCAGUAGCCCAGUGCACAACAGCAACAGCAACAGCAACAGUCACAGCGAUUGGCGGAGGCGAAAUCUAGCGCGAAACUCCGACUCGAUUAGCAGUUCAACGAGCGACAAACCUUCCUCCAAUGACAACACGGUCAUUGCCAAGAGUCCCACACAGACUACACUGCCAAAAACACGACCCUCCAACGUUUUACCCACAAGAUACGCAAGUCUUCCAUGCUCCAGCCCGCCCAAAUACACCGGACCAAGUGAACCGAGUGGAGGAAGUUUGGACGAUGGUCGGAAUAAACUCGGCGGAAUAGGAAUCAACGAGGUGCACGAUGCCGUCCUACGGGGGAUGACGCGGUUGCCAGAACCCAUAGUCAACGAACACCCAGUAACCAUCUACCCCGGCAGAGCAUCACCAACGAGGCGGACAUCGCGAAACUUACAAAGUUCCAUUGAACGACACCGAGACUUAUGCCGCAAAGGCGCUUACAACUCGGAUAACUCGUCAUCGCAGGAAAAUUCGUCACCGGAAAAUAACGAAUUCGAGAACAACUCAUCGCUUUCGCCAACCCACGGUGUCCAACUCAACAUCAACUACAACAAUAAUCUAAUCAGCAAUCGGAUAUUUGCCACCAGCGCCAAUUAUGCUCGGCAACGGCCGCACGAUGACAGCGAUGAGGAAAGGUUCUCCGACGAUUCACUGGAAGAGUCUUCCCUGCCACCUCCGCCCGGGCCACCAACAGUUCCGCCACCUCCGUCGUUAUCGGCUCCGGUAACCCCGAGUAAACGACACAGCAUCGCGUGGGAGGUCAACCUGGAUGAUCCUGCCAGCUUUGAAGAUCCUUUGGCAAUACCGAAGGUGGCUGGCUCACCGUGUUCUAAAGUUAUUGGCAGGCGAAAAGGCACCAAGAGCGUGAACGAUUCACAAUCAAGUUUAGAAUCGACUCCUAGCAAUCGAAAAAGCGAAUCCAACAAUGAAUGGCCCGAUCCACCCGACAUUCCUAUAUGUAGUACAGAGGACGAAGCUGCAUCUUUAUACUCCGAUUCCGAUGAGCUUAUACCGCAAGUACCCGACAUCUCCGGUCGCGGAACAUAUGUCAUUCGAAAAGGUCGUCGAAGGCAGCGGUUGGAAAGUUUGGACUCGAACGCUAGCAACAACCUACCAAUUCCCAGCAGCGAAUCCCCGCCCAUUGCCACAACACUGCCGAGUCCAGUGUUCCCUGCGUCCAUGAUGUUACCCAAGUCGAGGCAUAGCAUUGAUUUGGGUCUAACAUCCUCCGGCUACAGUGCAAUCAAGACCUCUCACUCUGUUCCUCAAAAACUACCCAACUCAGUUCUAUCGCCCAGGUCACGACUAUCAUUAGAUUUAAGUUCACCUACCUCAGAGCUUUCAACAAACGGUAAGAAAAUCACAACUCCAACUGGAAGCUUCCUGGCGCACCUGCAGCAGUCCUCACAGUCCCACGGCAACAAUAAUAACAAUAAUAGCCUCAACAAAACUAAAUCCAACAGCAACAAUAACCUUAGCACAGCCUGUGUAAACAAUAAUAGCAUUACCGUUGUUAGCAGCGCUGCUCCUGUCACGUCGGUACUGAUAGGAAAUGGAAGUGGUGCUCAGAGUGUACCACUGAAUCAACAGCAGCCGAUAGUUUCGUCACGCUAUACCGAAUUCAAAACGUACAGCUCGACCUUCGAUGCCCUGCAGGCGCUGGAGAGUAAUAGCAGCAACAAUAGCAUCAACCGUGGAGGCGCCACCGGAAAUGGCUCCACCGUUGUACCCGUGGUCGAUAACGACAGUUCGCUAAUGCGAGUUUCCUCGCUACCAGCCGCCACACCCCCGCAUCCAGGCCCCGCAACAGCCGAAGGUCUUUCCACACCCCGCCGUGAACUUGCCCCGCCAAUCGAAGAAGACGAGGAAGCGGAUAGUGACACACAGCGUGGUGCACCGUUACGCAAAAUAGAGGAUAAUAUUAGUGCUUUAUUACGUGGUGAUAUAUCUGUUGCUAGAGUAGCCGACAUACCUCCCGCGAGACGUCCAUUAGGUUUUCGUCUAGGUGUUCAUAAAUCAGAAAGUGCCAAAGAAAUGCUUUUAUCGCAAGCUGGUUUGGGGCCAUUGCCACCGUCACCGCCGUCUUCUAGUCCGGAACCGCAGGACAGUGACGAAUUUCCUCCGCUGCCUCCUUCGCCAACCGAGGAACCUGAAGUCAUCCAUCAGAUACACGGCAUACGCAUUAGCUCACGCAAUAGAUCUAACAGUACCAAACACGAAGGCCACUUCCGGGACGAACUUCCUCCGGCCAUUCCACCUCAUCGUGGCCCGUCUAUUAAUACGCUUAAAACAAGAUCAAUGGAUGCUGGAUUUAGUAAGUCCUACCGCAACGGUUCGCAUGCUUCCACUUCACCUCACGCCCCCGGAACACUUCCUCCCGAUUUGCCCGGAUGCAAUUCUCGACGAAGGGUCAUCACCGGUGGUUAUCAAAAGCGAACCGCACAAAGUCCACGCGAGGAGAGAUGCUUGCAGACGUCCUGCAGUUUACCGGAAACGCCCAUCUUUGCCAGAGGCAGCUGUGAUAUCCCACGAACGCCUCACCGACGUGCCCCAGAGGUUCCCCCGCAUGGCAGUGGAAGUCGGACAGCUCCACGGACCAACACCAACACGACCAGCAGCCUCGGGUCGUCGGUCGUUGGCAUUGGUACCUCGACCAUCGGUGGGCGGCAGCGCAGCAUCAGUCAAGCUUUUGCCAAUGGUGAAAUGUUACGCUUAGCAGGUGGUCCAGCACGUGGCUGGUAUCCGAAGCAGCGACAACCGCGGCCGGCGUCAACCGAGCAUCUGGACCGGCUGCAUCCGCAGGGAUCUCUGCGCGCCUGGGAAGCGGGUACGGGUAGCAGAAAACCGCUUACCCUACCACCUAAUCUCACACCUAAAUUUUUCAACAAGUCACCGCGAGAGGCUUUGCGUCGUGUUACUAGUUUGUUAAUUCGAAAAGGAAAUUCCGGCACCAAGGAAAAAGAAUCUCGCAAGGACAAAGACCGAGGCGAUAAAGAAGCCUACUCGUCUUCAUCCAUUUUCCUACAGCAUUCACCGGGAUCUGAUGUAACCGACUCUCGAGGCUACCACCAUCACCUUCACUAUCAGCAGCAUCAGCAGCAACAACAACCACCACAGCCCCAACACCACCAGCCGCAGCAUCAUCAUUCAUCUCAAAACACGACGCCAACUACGCAGAAAAAGAAGGGUUUCUUCAAAAGUUUUUGGAAAAAAUCACGUCACUAUUCGCUGGAAAAACAGUAAGUCAUGAGUCCGGACGCAGCUGGUAACUUUUGCUAGGGUAGUAAAAACAGAAUAAAACUGAUAUUUAUACACAUUGUAUUUGCGGGUGGAAGUAAUUUAACCAAACUCUAACAAACAGCAAUCUCUUAUCUAUUGGCCUAACCGAUAACAAACAAAAAAAACAACAAAGAAAUCACGAAACGAGUUACACAUAGUAACGUAACUUUUAACGGAAGCAACACAAGAUUAUUAUCACACUAGAGGGUAGAAUCAACACAACACUUGGUCAUUUUAAGUAAGUAUUUGGAGGAAAACAAAGCAACAGGCGGAAGAGCAUUUGCAUUAGACUAGUCCAGCAAACGAAGAUUAUUUUGAAUUUGCAGUAAAAUUGUGAGACAGUUAUCGCACUAGUGCUCCCCUAGUUGGCCAUGUUUAAAUUAAGUUUUUUCCAUAUUUUUCAACGUAGGCACAGCGUUAAGACUAACUGUAACUCAAUGAAAUUUUAAUUUAGGUUUUAGGCCAUAUGGUCAAUUAGAGAACCACUAGUGCCAAAACUGGUACACUUGCCCUAUUGCAAAAAAAAAAUGAACGAAUGUUAAGAGAGAUUAGCACUGAAUUGGUUCGCUACCGAUAGCAAUGCAAAUACGUCUAGAAAAAUUUGAUCGUAAAUUUACCCCAACACUCAAUUGAAGUGACAUAUUCAUAUUUAUGGAAGUCUAAUAAUAUUGCACUAUUAGAAAUCCCAAUAAAAACGCUAUGGCUGAAAAUGUGUCAGUUAAAUACUAUAUGAACAUCUGAUAAUUUGAUAUCUGCUAUAUGACUGAAAACUAAAGAUCGGUUAUGUUAUUAAAAUAAACUGAAACAGAUUUGAAACCCGCAUGACAGCAUGAGCUGAAGUUUGUCCUAUGUUAAUGUAAUUCACGCAACUAUCAGAAUUGACUGAAAAAUCUUCAUAUGUCUUCAUAUAUGUAUGAUGGCCCAUAUUCCAAAUGUCCCGAUCUGACAGUCCCCCUAUCAAUUUCGUUUUCAUUUUUCAAACCCGAAAGGACGAUUUCUGCGGAUUGUUUAGUCCAACUAUGUGUCACAAAGUCAUAGAAAAACGAAAAUUAUCCUUUAAAAAAUAUAAAAAUCUUCUUUUUUUAUUUUCGAUAUUUUUCCGAAUAUUUUUAAUUUUAAUAAUUUAAUUAAUGAAUUCUACACACUACAAUGUCCAUAUCAGAUGAUAUAUAUGAUCUUUAGUGGAUUGUUUCUAUAAUUUUGAAAACUUACUUUGUUCAUCUUGACAUGUUGAAAAAGAGUCGAGAUAUCAAAAAAUUAAUGACAAAACAUAUCAGCGCGGAAAAGAAAAAGAAAAAUAUGGUCCUCAACAGCACAUGAAUCUUUCCUCUGAUAAGUUACUCGUAGUGCAUGUUCAUUCAGAUCCCGAACAGACCGUUUAAGUUGGUUUGCGUGAGAACGGAUAAGCUUGUGUCUGUCUUGCAAUAGCUUCGAUAAUAGCUCAUGGUCCAUUGCCACUUAUUGGCCGCAUACGGCUUCGCGUACACCUUAUCCUUUGUUUGGAAAGGUCUUGGAACUGCACCUUUCUUUUGAUCAAACUGAGUGAAACAUUUGAUUGCGUAUGCAGUGGAAGCACCGUUUGCAUCGGACGACCAAUCCAGUUUUGCCGAGCCUUGCCUUCUAAGCACGCGGCUGACAGUUGAACGAUAAGUUUUGGCGAUGCUUCCCCCCUCGUUGAUUUUUGACAGUGUAUCCGCUUGACCAUUGGACGGCGCUGAAAGGAGAUGCUGGAUUCCGCUAACCUACACCCAACCGAGGGAUGUAAGAUUGGCUUACAAUUAUGUGGGAUUCAUCAUCAGAGGAUGUUAGUGGAGACCUCAUGAACCGAGGAUGCGAUAUAACUAGCUGCGGUCCAAUGCAAGAAAAUGUAGAGUGUAUUAGUGAGGUAAAUUAGUUAUGCCGAAAAAAAAUAGGAAUCCGAUUGCCGACUGGACUCGAACCAAGAACGCUUCGAUUAUCAGACCUGUGCUUUCUCCACUGCUCUCUCCAGGCUCCUGAAUAUGGAUAGCCUAAAAGUAAACAUGAAGCGCUCAUUUUCUCGCAUACUCGACUUCGUAUGCUUUUUCUGCUGGAGAGAUUCGAGGCAAGUGUGUGCGGCGUUCUACAAUGUUCUACAAUGUGCGUCGUUUUACAAGCUUACUGGUAUAGUCGAAAGCGUAGAUAGAAAACAAAAUAAAAAAGACAAAAAACCAUUACAUCGCCUGCAUGAUCAAUUUAUAACAUUCGUUGCGAUGUUCAUGAACAGAGGAUGAUAGGAAACGGAACUAACAAUAGAUUUUUGGUUUGCGUGUAGCAAAAGCUUGAAAACUUCUCAGAUGUAAGCUGCGUUCCGUUGUCCGUUACAAUUGUGUUGGAAACUGUUUUUAUCCAGAAGCUCAUUGGCUGGAUUCGUUGUUGGAGACCGAGCAAUUUUUUCCGGUCAUUUAAAAUGAGCAAUCACCACCACCACCAGAAAAUUAACACAGUAUAGUGAGAGUCCAACGUUGCAAACGAUUGUGGGAAUUCCCUACUUACAUUCAAAAUUCUUAGUAGUGACUGAUGACCCAUUUGUACCGUGAACUUUCGGUCGAGGACCAUUCGAUGAAAGAACUCGUGACUCCGAACACCAAAGCAAGACCUUCCCUUGCGACUUGAAUGUAGUCUACUUUAGCUGGUGUUAGUGAUCUAGAAGCCGUUAGCGGCGAUAGGUUAGUAAGAGGUCGGACUGUAGAAUGGUCUUGAACUCUCGAACGACUUCUGGCACUAACGGGAUCAAACAAAGGGCUUCUGAGCUGGUGCAUCUCUCGAACGAACUUCGCAUAGUAGUUGAGGUUCAUAGUCAACUGUUGACUGCCCCGAGGAAAGAGCGAAAGCUGGUGAUGUCUGUUGGUGGCGGCAUCUUGGACUCCAGUAUUUAACGGAUCCAUGCGUAGAUCGUUGGCAUCAUCAAUGUGUCUCAGAUAUUUGAUUUGGUCCUGAAGGAUAUUGCAGUUCUCUUCUCGUAGAUAGAAACCAUACUCCUUCAGGAAAUUGGUUAAGGUGAUACUCUAAGGAAGCCUUAGCGUGAUACUUCAAAGGCACAAAUGUCAGCUUCCAC